Notodromas monacha is the source of this 3621-nucleotide messenger RNA. Lineage: Eukaryota; Metazoa; Arthropoda; Ostracoda; Podocopida; Cyprididae. The record is from the annotation of a GenBank genome assembly.
UCUUUUCUGGAAAGGAAUCUGAGAGACUCUGCCGAGAUUUUCGGUGGAAGUUGCAGAGCUGUGCCGUGCUUUUUCCCCCCCUAAAUCUCUUCUCGUAACGUAUCGUUUUUGCCGAAUGAAGCGGAGUGUCUUUGAUCAGUUACCGAGCUGUUCAAUCCCUCCUUACCAAUGGGUGAACAUGCCUCGACGGAAGUGGAGUCUCUGUUCGAAGACCUGGUGGGCUCCAACGAUGAUGUGCGCGUGACGGAGGUCAAGAACAUACUCCACGAGCUUCUGAACAACACUCGAGAUGCUUGGGUUAUGAAUGGUCUGGUGGACUUCUGCUUCGCAACCAAGUCUUCACGAUGCAUGGACCUUAUCUGUGAUGUAGGGGAACCUCACGACAAACAUCUCUUCGAUAACCGAGUUUCAUCUUUGGUAACUUUCUACAAGCCGGAAGCACCAGAGGGUUACCCUCUUUUCCUGCGAUUUGCAUUGUAUAGACUUUUCCAAAGGCUUUACGGAAUGUAUCCCUGUCAGUUCCUUUCGUUCUUGAGACGCUUCUUUGGUUCCUCCGGCUCUCGGAUGCAAAUUUUCACGCAAACCAUUCUGCCAUUCAUCGAGCGUGCGAAGUUGCACCCGCUCUUGUUCAUUUCCGGGAAAGAAUCUGAAACAGCCAAGGAUCGUUGGAUGAAAAUGGAGAAGCAUGAUAUCAUUGUGGAAUGCGAAAAGGUUUGGCUAGAUUCACCCGAUUCGUGGUCCUGUGCCGAAAUAGAUGCACCCUCUUCCUGCAACGUUGCUUUCAUGCCAUUCGCGAAACAUCUGCUGCAUCAACGCAAAGGUGAAGCCUCGUUGGGACCGGCCCAAACCUCUUUGGCAUGGACACCUUCUCGAUCCUUGAUAAAUUCCCCACCACCAUCCGUAUCGAACGAUUUCUUUCAAAUGGCCAGUAGCACAGCUCGAGGAUCUCUGUCAGUGCCACCAACGCCCCUGCCUGAGGGUAAUGGCCGUUGGUCGGUGCCAGUGAGUGCACCAGUAACCCCGCGUGCGAUGGAUUCUCCACCAGAGGCCGCGAUUGAGGCCACCCCGGAAAACACCCCUGUGACCACCCCAAAUCAGGAGCUUGAGCGCGCAGCGGAGAGGGAUAGAGCGUCGAAGCCAAAGAUAACCGCGAUUGGACGUCUCGGAUUCCAGAAGCCGCCGAGUAUGCAAGCAUUCAACCAGCCGAGGGUGUCUGCUUCUUCACCACCUGCAGACCUUCGCACACCCUUGUACAACGAACGGUUAGCCAAGGUGGCCGCCGAGCGACUGCCUCAAAAACCCGAGGAUACCAGACGGAUGACCAGUCCCGUCAAGUUUUACGAGUCCUCUGGUGGGGCUGUUGGUGGCAGUGGCGGCUUGCCACGUCCUGUUCCAGUGAAGAAACGACCACAGCAGGCUCCGACUAUGGAAGAGUUGCAGUUGGCGAAGUCUUCGUCCGAAUUGGCGUCACCAGCUUAUUCCGCCAGUGACGAGGACGCUGAAGUGUCAAACAUCAUCAGUAACAGGAAGAUCGGACAAUUGUCUCGUAGUUCGUCUGGCGUUGGAAGAACGCGUAGAGUAUCGUCGCGGGAUGGAGCGAAACAAGAGGUUGCGUACCAGCCGUUGGCGCAUUCAUCAUCCACUACGUCCGUUUCUUCUCAAAAUUCGAGAAGCGACAGUGUGAUUCAUGAUCCGAUGGAGGAUGUUGCCUCAACAACUUUAAUGGACGUAGAGGCGCGACGUGAUGACGAGCUGUUGCGAAGGCGGCCCGAAGCUGGCCCAGUACCUGUCCAGAUGUUUCCGAUACCUCCUGGCAUGCUGGAUGGUCUGGUGCAGGAGGUGCAUCGGUUCAGGUUCCAUUCACAGUGUGAAACGGGAAGCUGCGGUUCUUCUCUGAGGGACUCGUCGCUUAUGCGUGCCUUUGGUGCUAGAUAUGGUUCGAGAAUUACACGCGAAGAAAAGGAGAGCAGUGAAGAAGACGGCAGAAGCAGUCGUGGAUCCAAUCGACGAAGGAGGAAAUCUAAUCCCGACACCAAGCGUGAGAAACGUUCCGUCAAAGUCGACUUGACAUCAUUUAGUGAUGGCAAUUACAUCGUGACUGGGACUGUAAAACGUCGCAAAAAGAAGCGCAAGACCUCGUCGUCAACUCAAAUGGCAUUGCCGCUUUCAUCCGAAGUUCUCGAAGGAAAAGAAGAAACAGCUGGGGAGGAAGGAGACGACGAAGAAGAGGAAGAAGGCAGGAAGUACGAUUUAGCUACACGACACUCGUCAGGAACGCAAACCAUCGACAUGACCGCGUUCGACGCAGCCGUCUCUCAGAUAUUCUCUUUGGGCGUAUGGCCGUGCUUGCGAUGUGCAUCUCGUUCUGAAGAAAUGCGGGUCCGCUCACCUUUUGACAACAUUGACGCCUAUCUCACGACUUUUCUGGAAUGCAAUCGCAGCGAUCGGACUUGUCUGGAGAAGGAACUUGCUGUUCUGCGUCUUCUUUUUGUUUACGAGCGUUAUGCCCGUGAUGCUUAUGCGGAACGUAGCCGUCGUCUUCUCGGUCGCGCGAAGCAAGCACAUCUCCUUCAAGAACAAAACGCAGCUCUGCAAGACCAGUUCGCAGUGUGUGAAAGUUUGAAUCAGCAGCUCAAAGCAGAAAAUGCCCUGUUACGAGAAUCUUCCGUUCAAGGAGCGGAUAGGCUGACUGUGGCCAAGUUUGAGAAGUUGAUAGCAGAAGCAAAUAAGACUUCCGAAAAGCUCACAGAGGAGAAUCAAAAGACGAGGCAGGAACUGAGCGAUGCCAUUGAGGCCAGAGCAAGGGCUGAUCGAGAACUGGGACAAGCCAAACGGGAGCUUUGGAGGAGCGAGCAGCAAGUUGAACAGCUCAAAGCAGUUGCCAGCAAAUCAUCGGAAUUGCAAGCGAAAGCGGAAGAGCUUGAAAAAGAAUUGUGCAAGCAAUCGGAAAACACGGAAAAUGUGAGAACUCAGGUGGAAGCCGUCCUGAAGCGUAGCGGUUCUGUAAUACGACGUUCCGGUAGCAUCGGUGGUCGAUCAUCAAUGGCAGAGUUUAUGAAAAACCGGAAGGUCCAGAUAGAGUCUGACACUAACUCGCUGGAAGCGUCGAGAGCUCGGAUCGCCGAUUUAGAAAUGCGGUUGCAUGAAAAGGCCGUCGUUAUUGAGGAUCUAAAGGCUGUUGUGAAGUCAAGGGAGGAGGAAUACAACGAAAAAACGAUGGCCCUCGAGGAAAAGUACAAAAAUUCCAAGGCAGUUAUAUGCACCCACGAAACCCAGCUGCUGUCCUAUGCGGCGCGGGUUGAAAAUCUACAGAGGAAACUUCAAACUAGCCUGAGACGCAAAACGGCGAGUGCAGACAGUUUGGAUGGUGGGCGUAUCAUGGGCAGUGAAGAUGGACACUGUCACGACGUCGGAAUCCCUAUCGUGGGGGCUGCGUGCUCUCGAACUCCGCAACAUUCUUCUUCCUGGGGUGGCUCGCGAUCAGUGGGAACAGUUCCACUGAUGCACCACCAGCUCAGGCCUUCUCUGAGUCCUGGUCCUGGUGGGUUGUACGAUUUGGAGCAGUCACUCUUCGCAUCGUCUCCUCCCACUGUGUCGACGUGCUCCUCUGCUGCGUUUUAG